Menidia menidia (Atlantic silverside) is the source of this 2231-nucleotide messenger RNA. The record is from the annotation of a GenBank genome assembly. NCBI's taxonomy places the organism in Eukaryota, Metazoa, Chordata, Actinopteri, Atheriniformes, Atherinopsidae.
AUGUUUUGUGUGUGUGCUGCAGACUCUGGCGUUUCAGAGAGUUUGCUGUUGACCAGUGACUCGGAAAGCGAAAUAUUCUGUGACUCUGUGGACUCAGUGGAGCAGCUUCACAGCAUUAAGGUGAGAUGCACAGCCUUUGUGCAGCUAACGCCACAGUGUGGUCGGCUAUUCCAGUCAUCAAGUCCAACGGCUUUCACAACGGCCACCUGUCAGCAGAGCCCCCCCUGGGCCAGAGCUGUGAGCGGCACGGGCGGCUGGAGGGCCGGCAGGCGGGAGCGGGGCAGGGGGGGGGAGGGAGCGGAGGACGGCAAAGGUCACGGCCCCGGCAGGAGGAGGCCCGACACAGACAGAGGAGGCUCCCAGCACAACUGGAGAGAACGUGGCGUUCCCCAAGGAAACCCCAGAGGGGGGGCUGCUGGCAGCGGUGGGGGGGCGCGACGCGGCGGCGGGGACGGCUCUGAGGGCGGCGCCGACAGGCUGCACGACGGCCACCUGCAGCAGCAGAUCGUGCUGGCCCUGCAGAGGCUGCGGCAGGACAUGAGGAGCGUGAUGGACAGGCUGGAGGUGGUGGAGCGGCUGGCGGCCACACAUGCCCACGGCUCGGAGUGGAGACCAUGCCCGCAGUGUUCGGCCGCAGCUUCACAGAAGGAGGAAACGUGGUGGCCGUUUGACGUGUCGGGCCAGACGGUGCUUCUCUUCCUGCUGUGGCCGUUCGUCACCCAUGGGCUGGUCUACCUGCUGAGGAAAGCCCACCAGAGAAGCCGCAUGUCCUCAUGAAGCAGGCUCUCCGUCUGUGAGACGCAGCCCGGAAAUCAUGAAGACUUCAUUCCUGACACUUUGCUCAGUAGAGGGAGGGACUGAUGAGAAUCUCCCCUCAGCUUCCAGUGAUCCUCUGGCUUACUACAGAAACCUCUUUAACUAAUCAAAUCCCACUGCUUCUUGUGUGGGGUCACAGGAAUCUGAUUACGUCAUCACUCAUGUAUCCGGAUACAUGAUUCAUCUGAUUAUGAUGCAUUGUCCACAUUAGUGGGAUUAAAAAACACAUUCACAUUCUGUGUUUGUUUGAUGCUUUUGUAGUUUUGCAGUUUUCUGAGCAGCAAGCCAUCGAAUGAAGGUUCAGACAUUUCCUGCCAAAAGCCCAGAGCUCAGUGGCACCAGUAUCCCCGAGUCCAGCACCUGUGAGUAAGCUGCAUGUAAACAGACCCGGGAACUGGAUCCACAGGUUUCCCUUCAGCUCUCGCACAUCGGUAGAAGAAUUUUAUUUAAAAAACCUUUUCUCUCAGCUUUGAGAUGAUCCUCAUCUCAAAUGGUGAGCUAGCUCUGACCUUUCUUCUGUGUAUGUCCCAGUGUCCAGUUUAGUUAUUCCUGGGGCUCUGAGUGGUUGGAACACCAACUGGGACCAGUUGAACUGUAUUUUAACCACAGAAGGGAGAUCUGCUCCCUUGGUGUCCCCAUAACUAAAUGCUGAAUAAAGGAUUUUGUUGUUGAGUUUGAAUGGUAUUUAAUUAGGCUUUUCCACCCCUGAGCCUUUAAAAUUGUAGCUUGACUUCACUUUCUGCUACAAAAUUUAAAGCAAAAUUCAAAUCGAUAAUACUUAAUUGACGUCUGCAUGGAAGAUAUAUUGUUGCAGUGUAAAGUAUUCUUAAAGAUUUGCAGAAAAGUGACACAUUUGGGAAGUUGAAAUGUAUCGGGGAGCUUUGCUGGAACUCUUAAGAGCCUCUAACAGACUGAGGUGUUUUCGUGGCUGAUGAGCAGUGAUGUGACCCACCCCACUGGGGGCCGGAGCCUGUGGCAGUAGAUCUGGGAAAUGAACUGUGAUGUGUGAGGAGGCCUGCAGAUUGUGUGGCAGGGGGUCCCACAUUACAGCUGCAAGCAGCAGCAACUGACUGGAAACCUAUUGUAGAUAAAUGGUCGUGUUAAUGUAAAGUGUCUCCCCAAGUAAGACGAGCUCAGAGCGUGAAUGAUGUCUUCUUCAUAGGGAACCAAUUAGAUAAAGAGCUUCAUCUCACCAUGACGACUGAUGAGUAAACACAUUAGCUCCUAAGGCAGCAGAACUGUGUGAGUGGUCAGCAACAUUUGGGGUUGUUUUUUCUCCUCAGUGCCUGUUUCGACAGAGAGCUGUGGGAGAAGUUGCACCUAGUCUGCAGAUGUUUGGGAGCACUCAUUGUUGCCAGUUAUCCUCAGCCUCAUCCCAGCUCAAUGCCAGGCCCUAAAAUCAGUUCAGAAAAAGG